UCGUGUGAGCGGCGGCGGCCGGUGUGUCUGGCAAGGGCGCCGAGCGGGCGGCGGGGCCCGCGGCGCGCGGCGAAGCGGGGCGAGCGGGCGCCAUGUGGAGCGGCCGCAGCUCCUUCACCAGCCUGGUGGUGGGCGUGUUUGUGGUGUACGUGGUGCACACCUGCUGGGUCAUGUACGGCAUCGUCUACACUCGCCCGUGCACCGGCGACGGUAACUGCAUCCAGCCCUACUUGGCGCGGAGGCCCAAGCUGCAGCUGAGUGUGUACACCACCACCCGGUCCAACCUCGGUGCUGAGAACAAUGUGGAUCUUGUCUUGAACGUGGAAGACUUUGACGUGGAGUCCAAAUUUGAAAGAACAGUUAACGUUUCUGUACCAAAGAAAACAAGAAACAACGGGACACUGUACGCCUAUAUCUUUCUCCAUCAUGCUGGCAUCCUGCCGUGGCAUGACGGGAAGCAGGUGCACCUGGUCAGCCCUCUGACUACCUACAUGGUCCCCAAACCAGAAGAGGUCAACCUGCUCACUGGGGAGUCUGCUACUCAGCAGCAGAUCGAAGCCGAGAAGUCGACGAGCGCCCUGGAGGAGCCCGUCUCUCACUGGAGACCAAGACUGACACUGAACGUGAUGGUGGACAACUUCGUCUUCGAUGGGUCCUCCCUGCCCGCCGACGUCCAUCGCUACAUGAAGAUGGUCCAGCUGGGGAGCACGGUGCAUUACCUCCCCAUCCUGUUCAUCGACCAGCUCAGCAAUCGGGUGAAGGACCUCAUGGUCAUAAACCACUCCAGCACCGAGCUGCCGCUGACCGUGUGCUACGACCGCAUCUCGCUGGGGAAGCUGCGUUUCUGGAUCCACAUGCAGGACGCCGUGCUCUCCCUGCAGCAGCUCGGGUUUUCAGAGAAAGAUGCUGAUGAAGUGAAAGGAAUCUUUGUUGACACCAACUUAUAUUUCUUAGCGUUGACCUUCUUUGUCGCAGCAUUUCACCUUCUCUUCGAUUUCCUGGCAUUUAAAAAUGACAUCAGCUUCUGGAAGAAAAGGAAGAGCAUGACUGGAAUGUCCACUAAAGCAGUGCUCUGGCGCUGCUUCAGCACGGUGGUCAUCUUCCUGUUCCUGCUGGACGAGCAGACGAGCCUUCUGGUGCUGGUCCCCGCGGGCAUCGGAGCGGCCAUCGAGCUGUGGAAAGUGAAAAAGGCUCUGAAGAUGAGCGUUAUGUGGAGAGGCCUGAGGCCCGAGUUCCAGUUUGGCACCUACAGUGAAUCUGAGAGGAGAACAGAGGAGUACGACACUCAGGCCAUGAAGUACCUGUCGUAUGUACUGUACCCCCUGUGCAUUGGGGGCGCCGUCUACUCGCUGCUGAACGUUAAAUAUAAGAGUUGGUAUUCUUGGUUAAUCAACAGCUUCGUCAAUGGGGUGUAUGCCUUCGGCUUCCUCUUCAUGCUGCCUCAGCUCUUCGUCAACUACAAGAUGAAGUCAGUGGCACACCUGCCCUGGAAGGCCUUCACCUACAAGGCCUUUAACACCUUCAUCGAUGACGUCUUUGCCUUCAUCAUCACCAUGCCCACCUCUCACCGCCUGGCGUGCUUCAGGGAUGACGUGGUGUUCCUCGUCUACCUGUAUCAGCGAUGGCUCUACCCCGUGGACAGGAGCAGAGUGAACGAAUUCGGGGAGUCCUAUGAGGAGCGGCCCCAGCGGAAACCCCAUGCAGACUGAGCCCUGGCCGGGGCCACUCCCAGC
Rhinolophus ferrumequinum (greater horseshoe bat) is the source of this 1733-nucleotide messenger RNA. RefSeq names its product CLPTM1 like (gene CLPTM1L). The record is from RefSeq and is a predicted model, not a curated record. Bases 93 to 1709 code for a protein of 538 amino acids. The transcript is spliced from 17 exons. Gene Ontology annotation, cellular component: membrane; endomembrane system. NCBI's taxonomy places the organism in Eukaryota, Metazoa, Chordata, Mammalia, Chiroptera, Rhinolophidae.